Messenger RNA from Tripterygium wilfordii, 1756 nucleotides. Its product is annotated as probable UDP-arabinopyranose mutase 5. Lineage: Eukaryota; Viridiplantae; Streptophyta; Magnoliopsida; Celastrales; Celastraceae. Gene Ontology annotation, biological process: plant-type cell wall biogenesis; UDP-L-arabinose metabolic process. Gene Ontology annotation, cellular component: cytosol; Golgi apparatus. The record is from RefSeq and is a predicted model, not a curated record. The transcript is spliced from 3 exons. Gene Ontology annotation, molecular function: UDP-arabinopyranose mutase activity. Bases 504 to 1562 code for a protein of 352 amino acids.
GAAAGGAAUGAGGGGAUCCGCGUCCGAGAUCGAAGGGACAAAACCUGGACCUUUUCUCUUUCACUCUCUCUCUUAUUUGGGAGAGACACACGUUGUGACAUUAAUUCAAACAGUUUUUAUAUAUCAGAUCCAGUGGAUGAGAACUCCGCCAUCACUGCUCUCUCUAGCCAUUGACACGGGUGUCUCUCACCUCUCUGAAAUCUCAGAUCUCUCACCUCUUCCUGAUCACAUCCUUCUCGAUCUCUUCCUGAGAACACUCAGAGCCGGAAAGCUGACAGAAAAAAUUCUAAAGCUCUUUAGGGAAUCUGGGAGAGAAGAAGUCAUUUCAUUCAUCCAGGCUUUGAAUAUUCAGCACGUUGUCAUCCCCGUUCUUCCCACCAGAUGUUCUGAGAAAUUCUAAUAUUGGCCGAAAUUGUGUUAGUGAAUCCUUUUUUAGCUCCCAGCUACACUAUUAUUCAGGCGGAUAAGAAAGUUUCUGAAUUUAGAAUAUCUACUUUUCAAAGAUGUCUCUAGUGAACAUCAAGGACAGUGAGAUUGAUAUUGUGAUUGGGGCUGUCAAUGCGGACCUAACAUCGUUCAUGAAUGAAUGGAAACCAGUAUUCUCUAGUUUGCAUUUGAUAAUUGUCAAAGACCCUGAUCUCAAGGAGGAACUCCAGAUCCCUGGAGGCUUUAACCACCAAGUCUACACUAAGUCUGACAUAGACCGAGUUGUAGGUUCUAAAAAUUCAGUGCUGUUCUCUGGUUAUUCCUGCAGGUAUUUUGGUUAUCUUGUAUCUAGGAAGAAAUACAUUAUUUCUAUUGAUGAUGACUGUGUCCCUGCUAAGGAAGGCCAGGAGUUUCUGAUAGAUGCUGUAGCGCAGCAUAUUUCUAAUCUUACAGCUCCAGCUACUCCAUUCUUCUUUAAUACACUUUAUGAUCCUUUCCGUAAGGGAGCAGAUUUUGUCCGCGGGUACCCAUUCAGCCUGAGAAGUGGGGUUGACUGUGCACUGUCAUGUGGACUCUGGCUCAAUCUAGCUGACCAUGAUGCACCUACACAAGCCCUCAAGCCAAACCAGAGGAAUUCUAGAUAUGUUGAUGCAGUAAUGACUGUUCCAGCUGGGGCCAUGAUGCCCAUCAGUGGAAUCAACAUUGCUUUUAACCGUGAGUUGGUGGGUCCUGCAUUGUGCCCAGCUCUACGGUUGGCCGGGGAAGGAAAUCUGAGGUGGGAAACAAUGGAAGACAUAUGGAGUGGAAUGUGUGUCAAGGUUAUGUGUGAUCACCUGGGCCUCGGUGUGAAAACUGGGCUUCCUUACGUUUGGAGGAAAGAUAGAGGUAGUGCCAUUGACAGCCUGAAAAAAGAGUGGGAAGGAGUGAAGCUGAUGGAAGAGGUUGUCCCCUUCUUUCAGUCAGUGAGGCUGCCGCGAACUGCAAAAACACCUGAGGAUUGUGUCGUUGAGUUAGCAAAAGCAGUUAAGGAGCAACUAGGAGCUGUGGAUCCCGUGUUUACUCGUGCUGCUGAAGCCAUGAUGGAGUGGCUCAAGGUCUGGAAGGCCGUCGGAUCAGGUUCAUCCCUUGCAGUGUAGAAGUUACUAUUGCUUAAAAUAGUUCAAUUACCUCAGCUGCGAUAUCAGAGUUAGAUUUAUUUACAGUUAUGGAGUUUUGAAUCCCUUGCAUGCUUUUUUUUUUUUGCUACAUUACCUUGAGACUUGAAGAAGCAAUUAAAGGUACAUUAUUCAGUGUUAUAUGAAAAAAGAUGGUUCCGCUUUUGUUUUCUUCA